Elgaria multicarinata webbii is the source of this 4643-nucleotide messenger RNA. It is a transcript of the gene NARF, whose product is annotated as nuclear prelamin A recognition factor. The coding region runs from base 277 to 1749 and encodes 490 amino acids. Gene Ontology annotation, molecular function: lamin binding. Gene Ontology annotation, cellular component: lamin filament. The transcript is spliced from 12 exons. Lineage: Eukaryota; Metazoa; Chordata; Lepidosauria; Squamata; Anguidae. The record is from RefSeq and is a predicted model, not a curated record.
GUCUACAAUGAACGCUUGCAGACGGCAGGGGAGGAGGGAGGACAAACAAGGCGACCCCAAAAAUAGGAUAGGCGGAAAAAAGAAGAGCGCUUGAUAUCCUACUUAGGGGUCUACUCGGGACCCCCCGGCUUGUGUCCUGUUUUCCAUUAUAUGCACCAGUCUUUAGCUGUAAUGAUAUUUAAUUCUUCCUAGGGAAUGCCAUUUGUGACUUAAGUGAAUUAAGCAACAAGGCUGGUGAAAAGCAGAGGCAGUGGCUUCCUCUUUUAGGUCUCGUGGAUGCAAAUCGAAGAAGAGACCCAGCAACUUUCAGAGCGUGACCCAGUUGCGCCACACAAAAACACACCAAAGAGUAAACGCAAAAACCCACAAAUGAAGUGUGAAAAUUGCACCAAAAAGGAAUGUAGUAAAAAACAGAAGAAUGAUGACCGACAAAAUACACCAGUUGAUGUCCUCAAUUCAAAUGAUGAAAAUGAAGAGAAAAGUGAAUUCCAUAGGUUGGCUAAUGCUAAAAUAUUCCUGAGUGACUGCCUAGCUUGUGACAAUUGCAUAACACCAGAUGAAGCAGUCAGAGUUUUCCAGCAGAAUCAGAAGGAGCUCUUCCAUGUACUGAACCUUAAUAAGAAAUGUGAUACCUCAAAACACAAAGUGUUGGCAGUGUCUAUAUGUCCUCAGUCCUUGCCUUAUUUUGCUGCUAAAUUCAAUCUCUGUGUAACAGAAGCAGCCAAGAGGCUUUGUGGUUUCCUCAAAAGUCUUGGAGUGCAUUAUGUCUUUGAUACCACGAUAGCUGCUGAUUUUAGUAUUUUGGAGAGCCAGAAGGAGUUUGUACAACGGUACCACCAUCAGAAUCAAGAAGAGCAUGCCUUACCAAUGUUUGCUUCAGCUUGCCCAGGCUGGAUCCAGUAUGCAGAGAGAGUCCUCUCCAGCCUGGUAACACCACACAUUUGCACUGCAAAGUCACCGCAGCAGAUCAUGGGCUCUCUAGUAAAGGGGUAUUUUGCCAGGCAGCAGAAUCUCUCCCCUGAUAAAAUCUUCCACAUAAUUGUGGCACCUUGCUACGACAAAAAGUUAGAAGCCUUGCGAGAAGAUUUCUGCACCCCUUUGUAUAAUUCUCAAGAUGUUGAUUGUGUUUUAACGUCAGGUGAAGUCUUCCAAAUAAUGGAACAGAGAAAAGUCUCUCUGAAAGAAAUAGCUGAGGUGGCCUUUGAUACCCUGUUUGAAGGAAUAAAGGAGGGCGAGUUAAUCCGGCAUGAUGGAAGAAGGUCAGAUGGUUACCUGGAGCACAUAUUUAAACAUGCUGCCAAGGAGCUGUUUGAUACAGAAGUGAAGGAGCUCACGUACAAAGUAUUAAAAAACAAAGAUUUCCAGGAGGUCACACUAGAAAAGGACGGUGAGACAGUGUUGCGCUUUGCAGCAGCGUACGGCUUUCGCAACAUCCAAAACAUGGUCCUGAAGCUGAAAAAGGGAAAGUGUUCCUACCAUUUUGUAGAGGUUUUAGCCUGUCCUGGAGGGUGCUUAAACGGGAAGGGUCAAGCUCAGACUGAAGAUGGAAAACCAGACAAGGCCCUGCUCAGGCAGAUGGAGGAUGUGUACGCUACAGUUCCUGUCCGGCUUCCUGAAACCAAUGGGCACGUGCAGAAGCUUUACCAGGAAUGGCUGGAAGGGAUGGACUCCAUGAAGGUCCAGGAAUCAUUACAUACUAAAUACAGCAUGGAAAAACCAGCUGCCACAAGUUUGGAUAUCAAAUGGUGACCAAGCAGAUUGCAAGACUUGCAUUAGGUUUGUUAUACGUGCAGCAACAGCAACUAUUCUAUGCAACUGGAGACAGAGGCAUUGAUUCAAUAUGUGAACAAUACAAAGAACUGGAACUGCCUUUGUCCCCCAUUGGGACUAUGUAGAGUCAGAUUGUUGCUUGAUUGUUUCAGUGUACAUUUGGAAUGUCUUUAUUUAAUCAGAGCUUGACAUUGGGGGGGGGGGGGGGUUGUAUAUAUCCGAGGACCUUUUAUAAGUCACAGUGAAUCUCUCUCAACUUCCAGCAGAGGUUCAUUGUAAUGGAAGAAGCAGAGCAGCAUCAGGGUAUGCUGUAAUGUGCAUUGAUUUUGAUCCUUAGGUACAUGUGUCUAUGUGCCAAGAAUCCAGUGCUAUAGAUUUCACUGUCUCUCAAAAAGUGAUUCUGUUAGGUUUACAGUUUAUCUAAGACUUCAUAUCAAUAUCAAACUUUAUUAAGAUACCAAAAUAUGACAAAACAAACUAACGCUUGAUAUUUCCUACUGUAUCACACCCAUUCUACUUUACUAUAUUAAGGGGCAUGCUAGUGAGGCUGAGUUGUAUGAAGAGAAAAACUAGGAACUUUGCCCUCUACUGGUAACUAAUUUCCUUUGUAACAACUUUAAUUUAGUUUGUCUGGCUCCUUCGGGAAAGUACGAAUUGUGUCCUGUUCUCUCUUUUCACUGUCUGUUCCUCCUGACACUUCUAGCUUGUUGUUCUGUACUUGGGAGUAUUGAAAUCCUAGCCUUCAAUGGGUGGGGUAGUCAGCCAGGCGGAAGAUUGUAACCAGGAGAUCUGUCUAGCCAUCAGCAGUUCUAGGUGAAGUCAUUAAGGAUGCAAUCCUAUGCAUAUUUUGACAGGAAAAAGCCCUACUGCUCCCAGCAUCCCUCCAGCUAGCCAUGGUUGGAAUUGUAGGACUCUUUCCUGUCUGAAUAUGCAUAGGCUUGUGCCUUAAGUGGUUAAAAGGUGAGGCAGUGGAAGGUGCAGUUAGGAUCAUUGGCCCAAAGUUGCGGGAGUAAGCAAGUCUAAGGAGGUGAAGCUAGAGAUAAAGUUGUUGAGAGGCAGAGGCAGCCACCAGAAUAUAUCAGAGGCUGAAGGUUGACCUCAUCCAGGAAGUUAAUAUACUUUAUUGAACUAAGGCCUGCCUAAUGCUAAAGUCCUAUGCGACAAUUUACGUAAGGAUGAUUCACCAACUUGUACUAGUGUGAAAUCCACCCAUUUGGUUUUAGGCUUUUCUGGGGUUUGCUAGGUCCUAAUUUUGCCAGCAGGUUCUGUGUGGGCCAGAUCAUAAUAUCUAUAAAGACUAAUAGGAUAGUGAUAUUUCCCAGUGAGACUUCUUGAUGCAUGACUAAGUCUGCAAUCCUAUACCUCGGGAUAAUUCUCAUUGAACUCAAUGGGAUUUACUUCUGAGCAGAGAUGCAUAGGAUUGCUUUGUAAGUAACAGAGAGCAAUUGGUCAAGCACAGAUAAUGUGGAACCUCCAUCUGUGUCAUUGGGACAGGUAGGAGAGCCCAAUGCAUACUCACGGAAAUGAACAGAGCAAUACCCCAGAACUGUCUUUUUUUCUUUAAACUGUCAUUUUAAACAUUAAUUGUUUUUCUACUCUAGGUUUCCCCCCUCUCCUGCUUAAUAUACUCUCAUUUGGAUGUUCUGGUCAGACAUGAACAAGGUCUUCUUCUGCAUUUCUAUUGCUCCUUUUAUUUUGCCAGGAACUUAAAUUCUCAUGCCCCCAAAGCUUCUUAAUAGUCUUUGCAACAGCAUUGGCCUCUCUGACUGGUCUCUCCCAUAGCUUCUCCUUCAUUUUGGUUUUCCUGUCUUAACAAGAAAAUACGGGUAAGCUUUGUUGUGAUUUUGCUGAGAAUCACACAUUCUUGUGACGUUCUUAAAUGCUCAUCAUGCAAAAAACAAAUAAAACGAGGCUCUUAAGGCUGAUCUGUGCAUACAACGAAUCUAAACCUCCCUCUAAUUAGAGGCCAUUGGUGCUUCACUCCUCUCAAAGUGUCUGUCUAAAUUCUUACUCUGGUUCCCAUCAAAACAAUGACAUUUUCACCCAGGAGCAGAUUGAAUAGUGAAGAGGUGUGAGAAAUGGUGUCAUGUUUGACGUGGGGACAUUUGGGCUGCAACUCUUUUAACAGUAUAGUAGAGGUAUAUUCUGUGUUCCAUGUGUAUGGAUCUGGUUACACAUACAAAAAAUCACAUUGUAUAUCUUGAUUAGCUGUACCUUUGUAAAAAGAGAAAGUCGCUUAAAACGGGUGUAGGAGUAAAAACUCUAUUUUGGGGGGAAACUUACCUCUGUGCUAGGAAAGGAACUUGGAGCGGCUGGGGGAUCCCUGGGCCUGCUGCUGCAUUAAAAUCAAAAGGGUACAUCCACAAGGCAGUUUCUUAGGGAAUCAGAUGUUUUGGCACAUCUGUUCCUCGCAGUCCCUAUACGCACAAUACUUCAUCCUACUGAGAUAUCACGAUGGGCAUGCAGAUUGCACAACUAGUUUCCUGUGUCAUGAAUGGGAUCCAGAGGGGAUAUUUUGGGGAGCCUUUUCCAGGGGUAUUUUUCCACAUUCCCAGUUGUGCAAAAGAAGCUUUCAUGUGAAUGUGCCCAAAGGUGUCCGAAUUCCUGUGUUAAGGCAAAAGCACUUAAGCACAGCUUUUGGUAUCUUCAACUUAUGGUGGCAAUGUAAUUUAUUUUAAUCCUAACUUUGUGUUCAUUAGGUUGCCCUGGAUAUGCGUUCAGUGCAAUUCUAGCCUUAUAAUUCCAUUGUAUUUUUCAAUGUUUGUAUAUACGUUAUGUGGAUAUUUUGUGUUCUUUUUUAUUUUAUUUUGCUUACAGUUUUGUAUAUAAGUUUGAAUUGUUUGUCAGAAAUGUAUGUGCGUGAACGACUUUGA